This is a messenger RNA of Cajanus cajan (pigeon pea), 1749 nucleotides long. RefSeq names its product thioredoxin family protein (gene GRXS17). Gene Ontology annotation, cellular component: nucleus; cytosol. Gene Ontology annotation, biological process: intracellular iron ion homeostasis. The record is from RefSeq and is a predicted model, not a curated record. NCBI's taxonomy places the organism in Eukaryota, Viridiplantae, Streptophyta, Magnoliopsida, Fabales, Fabaceae.
GAUGUGGAAUUGUGAUGAGCAAAGGGCAGAAUAUUAAGAGAGAAAGAGAGAGAAAGGGUUAGGGUUAGGGUUUGGAAGCAGAAUGGGUGGAUCAGUGAGAGACGUGAAGUCGAAGGGCGAGGUUGAUGCGGUGGUGGGUGGCGGUUCUCCGGUUAUCCUCCACUUCUGGGCCUCCUGGUGUGAAGCUUCCAAGCACAUGGACCAACUCUUCUCUCACUUGUCCACUGAUUUCCCCAACGCACACUUCUUAAGGGUUGAAGCCGAAGAGCAACCCGAGAUUUCCGAGGCUUAUUCCGUCUCUGCUGUUCCUUUCUUCGCCUUCUGCAAGGAUGGCAAGACCUUUGAUACAUUGGAAGGAGCUGAUCCAUCAAGCUUAGCCAAUAAGGUUGCUAAAGUAGCAGGCUCAAUCAACACUGGAGAAGCUGCAUCUCCUGCUAGUCUUGGGAUGGCUGCAGGACCCGCUGUUCUCGAAACGGUGAGAGAAUUAGCAAAAGAUGAUUCUUCAAAGGAGAAAAGUCAAGUACAACCAGGGCUUAGUGCUCCUCUGAAAAAUAGAUUGCAGCAGCUUGUUGACUCUCAUCCUGUUAUGCUUUUCAUGAAAGGAACUCCUGAAGAGCCAAAAUGUGGAUUUAGCAGAAAAGUUGUUGAUGUGUUGAAGGAAGAAAAGGUCAAGUUUGGAAGUUUUAACAUCCUGUCAGAUUCAGACAUUCGUGAAGGCUUGAAGAAGUUUUCCAACUGGCCCACAUUUCCUCAGCUCUUCUGUAAAGGAGAACUUCUGGGUGGGUGUGACAUAACACUUGCAAUGCACGAGAGUGGAGAAUUGCAAGAAGUUUUUAAAGAUCAUGGAAUUGAUACCAUUGAUGCAGCAAAAGAAAAAGAAUCGGGAGAUGCUAAAGGUGGCAUCUCUAAAUCCACUGAUUUGAGCACAGCCUUAUCCUCUCGUCUGGAAAGCCUGAUAAAUUCUAGCCCAGUUAUGCUGUUUAUGAAGGGAAAACCAGAUGAACCCAAGUGUGGUUUCAGUAGGAAGGUGGUUGACAUUCUCCAGCAAGAGAAUGUGCACUUCGAGAGUUUUGACAUUCUUACUGAUGAAGAAGUCCGUCAAGGGCUCAAGGUUUAUUCAAACUGGUCAAGUUAUCCUCAACUGUAUAUCAAGGGAGAGCUUAUUGGGGGAUCAGACAUUGUGUUGGAGAUACAAAAAAGCGGGGAACUUAAGAAGAUUUUACACGAGAAAGGGAUUCUUCCUGCAGAAACCCUUCAAGAUCGUCUGAAAAAAUUGAUUGCAGCUGCCCCUGUGAUGCUCUUCAUGAAGGGCACCCCAGAUGCACCAAGAUGCGGUUUUAGUUCCAGAGUUGCUGAUGCCCUUAGACAGGAAGGCUUGAGUUUUGAGUCCUUUGAUAUAUUGAGUGAUGAUGAGGUGAGACAGGGAUUGAAGGUAUACUCAAACUGGCCAACCUAUCCCCAGCUCUACUACAAAAGUGAGCUGAUUGGUGGUCACGAUAUUGUGAUGGAGCUGCGAAAUAAUGGAGAGCUGAAAUCGACUUUAUCUGAGUAGGAUUAUUAUUAUUAUUCCAUCAAUGUCUUAGAAGCCAUUUUGGUUGUGUAUUGGUAUUUGGAACUAGUGUGUGUGACUGUUGACACCAUACACGGCGAUUUUGAUCCCGGUGUCAGUUGUUUGAUAACAUCAUAACGAUCUACAUGGUUACUUUACAUACUACAGCCAGUUUACUAUCAUUGAUAAUUUUAAACCUC